Messenger RNA from Diuraphis noxia (Russian wheat aphid), 1801 nucleotides. RefSeq lists its product as uncharacterized. NCBI's taxonomy places the organism in Eukaryota, Metazoa, Arthropoda, Insecta, Hemiptera, Aphididae. Gene Ontology annotation, cellular component: nucleus. The record is from RefSeq and is a predicted model, not a curated record. Gene Ontology annotation, biological process: regulation of transcription by RNA polymerase II. Gene Ontology annotation, molecular function: DNA-binding transcription factor activity, RNA polymerase II-specific; zinc ion binding.
UAUAUAAAAAUUUAAUGAUGUUGAUAAAAAAGUAAAAACUAUAAAUUGUAAACAUUCUUUUUUACCGUCUGAUUAAUUGAAUCAGCGAUGAAGAUAUGUACAGUGAAAGUAUUUUAAAAAAUCAAAAAGGUUUUGAUUGGUAAUAAAAUAUUAUUGCCUUGUGUAUAAAAAAAGAAACAUGUCGAUCCGAGAAAUGGAAAUCUCAGACCAAAUUUUUUCCUUAAGACAAUCAGAUAUUUGUAGACUUUGUGGACUAAGAAAUUCCUCAACGUUCUUGAUCUACAGAAAAGUAGAUGCCGCUGAAUUGACUAUUGCAGAUUUAAUUAACCGUUAUUUGCCUAUUCAAGUGUCUGAUGAUGAUGAAUACCCAAGAGCUAUAUGUUCAAAUUGUAAAUGUCAGUUGGAUAUGUUAGUGAAAUUUAUCGAUGAUUUGUUAGAUGGUCAAAUGUUUCUCAAAAAUAUUUAUAAAAUGUACAAGUCCAAACAGCUUUCUUCAGCAGAAUAUGUACCCGUUGUUGAUGAAAGAACCACUAAUUUCAAGAAUAAUAUAAACACUAAAAGUAAUGAUGUGGAAUUUGUAUGUGAAACUUGUGGCUUAACAUUAGCUAACAAAAAUGACUUAAAGGCUCAUUUGAAAAAUCAUCAUGUUACAGAAGAACAACCAAGCCUGAGUAGUAUUUCAACAAAUAAAGUUGCUGAAAGAUUUUCAUGUGAACAUUGCAAGAAAACUUUUGCCCAAAAAAAUGGGCUUAACACUCAUUUAAAAACACAUAAAGGUGAUAAAAAGUAUGUAUGUAAAGUAUGUAAGAAAAGUUAUUAUCAAAAUGGAAACCUACAAGAACACAUGCGCAUACAUACUGGAGAAAAACCAUUCAGUUGUGAAUAUUGUACAGUAUCAUUUAGAACAUCAUCUCAGUUAAAAACUCACAUUCGAUGUCAUAGUGGUGCUAAACCUUACAAAUGUUUGGUAUGUGAACGAUCAUUCCCGCAUAAUAAUACUUUAAAAAUUCAUUUAAGGCGUCAUUACAAUGAUCGACAGUACAACUGUGAAUAUUGUCCAAAAAAAUUUGUUGAUCGUACAGCGCUGGUCAGACAUUCUCGUACACAUACAGGCGAGAAACCUUAUUAUUGUGAUGUGUGUAACAAAGAUUUUGCAGCAGUCACAAAUUUCAACAAACAUAAAAAAAGACAUAUGAAAGAUAAAGAUUCUACGGUAUGGGAGGUGACUACUAAAUUCCAAAAAGGCAGUUCAGAAAUUGAUUAUAUAAACGCUACAAUUAUUAACCAUAAUGAUUUGCAGCAAUGUGAUAGAACAGAGGAUUUAUUUUUAAUUUCCAAUCAAGUCAAGGAUCUCAACACUGAUAUACCAUCCAAUAGUGUUAAUAAUUUGGAUGAUCUAUUAAACGUCAACACAUCCUUCACAUCUUUAAACUCUAUUAGCUUUAAUGAAUCUAUUUUAGAGUUAGCUGAAAACAUUGUACCUUAGAGCUUAAUAUGAUUGUGUAUUUCAUAUUUAUAUGAACUAAAUCAACAAUUUUUUGUUUUAUGAGAUUGAACAAAUGUCACUAAUUUGUAACAUUGCCAUCAGUUCUUACUGCCAUUAAUAAGACUGAUGAACACAGAUUGUAUCAAAUUUAUAAAAUGUAUUCUAUUUAUUUAUCUUCGAUUAAAAUUUUUAAGGUUUUAUUUUUAUAUAAAACUAUACUCAUUCACUCAUUUCAUUAGUGCAUCUAGUAUCUACUAUCAGUAAACAUGAACAUUUUUAAGUAUAUAUUUUGUACACAUGUUUCUAUUAUCUAUU